ACCCAUUAAAAGAAUAAAGCUGGAGAGAGCGAGAGUACGAAGUGCGGCAACCCGAGUCAUGGCAGGACAGGCAUUUAGAAAGUUUCUUCCCCUCUUUGACCGAGUAUUAGUUGAAAGAAGUGCACCCGAAGUUGUAACCAAAGGAGGCAUUAUGCUUCCAGAAAAAUCGCAAGGAAAAGUAUUGCAAGCAAUGGUAGUAGCUGUUGGAUCAGGCUCUAAAGGAAAGGGUGGAGAGAUUCAACCAGUUAGUGUGAAAGUUGGAGAUAAAGUUCUUCUCCCAGAAUAUGGAGGCACCAAAGUAGUUCUAGAUGACAAGGAUUCUUUCUUAUUUAGAGAUGGUGACAUUCUUGGAAAAUAUGUCGACGAAAAUAAGUCACUAUUGAAAUGGCAUCACGUGAAGCUGCCCGUUCCCCCAAUGGCAUCACGUGAAGCUGCCACUGAAGUUCUGAAAUCUUUCAUCCUGUAAAUAAUUUCCGUGUUUCUUUUAUAAGAAA
Messenger RNA from Balaenoptera acutorostrata (minke whale), 494 nucleotides. Its product is annotated as 10 kDa heat shock protein, mitochondrial-like. Bases 59 to 466 code for a protein of 135 amino acids. Gene Ontology annotation, molecular function: protein folding chaperone; metal ion binding; protein-folding chaperone binding. The record is from RefSeq and is a predicted model, not a curated record. Lineage: Eukaryota; Metazoa; Chordata; Mammalia; Artiodactyla; Balaenopteridae. The transcript has a single exon. Gene Ontology annotation, cellular component: mitochondrial matrix.